AUGCCUGUAAAACUCAAAGGGGAAGUCGACUAUGCAAGAAGUGGCACUAUUAACCCCCUAAAUUCCAGCCCGUUCACACCAAAGCCCGUAGUUGGCUGUGAUAUGUGGCAUUUAAGAGUCCAAUCAAACAACAGUGAUGGGAAUAUAUUCGCGCAGAAGUCCGCCUGCGUCCUCCGACUAAGUUCAAAUCCACGAGGGAUACGGCUGAGCCUAAAACACAAAGACAACACAGCGACCCAGAGAGGCUCAGACAUAAGCUACUGUCCUUGGGUCGUGGGCCAGGUCAAAUACAAGAUGGAACAAAGAAAGAGAAAAGCUCCAUCUCCCUUCUCUGCUGGUUCUGAUGCAGGAAGUUGUGAAAUGACAGGUGACUCACCACAGGAGGAAAAGGAAGAAGGUUGUGCUUCAGAGAAUUCUUGUAAAGAGACUGAUGCCCCCCUUUAUUGUAUUGCUGCUGCAGCAUGUACAAAGUCAUGGACCACAGAGCCACAAAGCGAGCCCUUAGAUCUUUCUCUUGCUGGCCCUCGAUGUGCUGAAAACACCAGUGAGGUUCGUAAGAGAGCUACAGGUGUUGUGCCGAUGCAGCCAGAUAGUGAGCCUGAAGAAGAACCCUGUGGAGGAAUCAGGUCACAUGAAAUUACAGCUUUGCUUGCCGGGGACUCUUCUCAUUUCCCGCCCCCACUAAGUCUAAUGAGCUCUACCGAGAACAACUUUACAGGAGCUGAAAGUUUAUCUGGGGGUAGCUGUGCGAUGUUAGAAUUGCCUGGGAAGUUAUUACGUGAUAUCCCUGUUGUUACACUCCCAGAAACAGGACUGAUAAAAAACUCCUCUGCAGCAGAUUCUAUGCCGGGAGUCAGUCAGGAUAAUACCAGGGAAAUAAUACCACAUGCAACCGCUGGUCCUUCCAGCCUUCAGCUCUCUAACAACGAUGAUGAAGAUUCAGACACAGACAGAGUUGUAUUUUAUAGUAGAAAACAACAAUGUGAUGAGUCGUCUGGUAGCACAGAUUCUUUCACAUUUAUACAUACACCUAUAGCAAUUUACAGCGAAUUGGAAAAUGAGUAUGGAGAUGCUCAUUUUCUUCGUCUUGCAUCCCAAGCAUCAGAACAGAUUUUGCAGCUUCCAAACAAUAAAGACACAGAUGAUAGUGGCCCCAGAUUUAGUAACUCCAGUUUUACUGUACGUCCACAAAACAGACCUUCAGUCAUCAAGAAAAACAAGUUGGGAGAUGACAGUGUUGUUCUGGAGGAAAUGGCAUCCUCCUCAGCUUCUGCCUCUCGCUUCCGGAGUCUUCAUGAUGAUGACAGCAGGCGUGAAUCUAGGAAAGUUACUAUACCCCUGCUUCCUCCUCUUCCUCUUCCUCCCCCUAACACACAGGACACAAGCUCAAAGGUCAUCUGA
This is a messenger RNA of Micropterus salmoides (largemouth bass), 1401 nucleotides long. RefSeq lists its product as uncharacterized. Bases 1 to 1401 code for a protein of 466 amino acids. Lineage: Eukaryota; Metazoa; Chordata; Actinopteri; Centrarchiformes; Centrarchidae. The transcript has 2 exons. The record is from RefSeq and is a predicted model, not a curated record.